AUGCGGCGUGUGGAAAGGGUCCAGGUGGUGCUGCAGCUACUGCUGGCAAUUCUGUGUAUGGCUUACGUAGUCCUUGCUGCCGUGUUUGGCAUCAUCCCCAUGGUGCCCUUGGGAAUGGCCAUCGUCAUUGCCCCACCCACAGUUGCCCUAACCUCCAUGCUGGAGCAACAGCUUCACAAUCUGGCCAGGGGCCUGAACAUGAAGAAACGAUCCAGCUCUAUGAAAGGUGCUAAAUUCAGUUUUAAAACAUUCAAAGACUGGUUUCAACAGGGGGCCCCAGAGUCCAUGGCCUCGAUGGAUUUAGACGUGAACGAAGAGAUUCUGGAGCAGGGCCUGGCCACUGACGAACUAUGCCCAGAGAUCAGCAUUCCUUGGUUCCAAGUCAGCCCUGCCACCUAUGAGCGCAUGUCCGAUGCUCCGGAGAAGUGCCCGAGCCCCUGCCCCGAAGAUAAUGUUCCCGGCGUCACAGGCUGGAAUCCGAACACCGGAGCCAGCCACGUGGUCGACGCAGUUUGA
Cladocopium goreaui is the source of this 516-nucleotide messenger RNA. The record is from the annotation of a GenBank genome assembly. Lineage: Eukaryota; Dinophyceae; Suessiales; Symbiodiniaceae.